AUGAGAACUUCAUCUAUUAUCGCAGUUGUAUUGGUUGCUCUAAUCGUUGUAGCAUCGGCCCAAGAAGAUGAUCAAUGUGUAGCAUGCCAAAACGCUUUGAGAACCGUCCACAAGAAUCUUCCAGCCAAGGACCAAAGAGUAUUUGCUGAGAAGACCCUCUCUGGUUUAUGUCAACAAGUAACUGGUCAAGUUACUGGUGCUGCCCCAGUUGUUGGAAAGAUUUCUCAAGUUGUUCCACUCCCAUUGGGUCCAUGUAACAUUUUCGAAGCUCACAAAAAUGAAUUUAUUAACUCUGUCCUCAAUAACCACCCAGCUGCCGCAUUAUACACUGACACCUUGAAAAACCAAGAGGAAAUCGAUUAUGUCUAUGAAGAUAUCUUCAAUGAGCACAGUGAAAAGAGAAAAGAAUUUAUAAAGAUGUUCCCAAACGGAAAAGUACCAGCCAUAAUUGACUACUCUGUCAAUCCACAAUUGAAGAUCUUUGAAUCCGGUGCAAUCCUCAUCUAUUUGGCACAGAAACUUGGAAAAGGAAAGUUCCUGCCAGACUUCAACACAGAUCCACACUCCUAUGCUGAUGUACUCCAGUGGUUGGCUUUGCAAAUCUCUGGAUUGGGACCAAUGAAUGCUGAUCCUUUUGCUGAAGAGAGAUACCUCAAAGAGACCGAUCCUCUCUACACUGUUCUCGAGAAACAAUUGGAAGGAAAAGAAUGGAUUUCAGCCAAUCAAUACUCAAUCGUCGAUAUGGCAGUCUACUCACGAAUUCGUGAAGGAUUUCUUCCAAACUAUCAGAAAUACAAGAAUGAAAUGGCAUGGCUAGACAGAAUGAAUAAAAGACCUGCCGUUGCCAAAAAUCUUCCAACUAUUCUCGCCCCACUGAAAGAAGAAAUUGAACAUCUCACUCAUGCCGGAACUUAUAGAAUUAAAUUUGAUUAA
Molecule: messenger RNA, 933 nt
Organism: Heterostelium album PN500
Lineage: Eukaryota; Evosea; Eumycetozoa; Acytosteliales; Acytosteliaceae
Product: glutathione S-transferase family protein
Exons: 4
Coding region: 1-933 (310 amino acids)
Source: RefSeq, a predicted model, not a curated record